Cylindrotheca closterium is the source of this 2151-nucleotide messenger RNA. The record is from the annotation of a GenBank genome assembly. NCBI's taxonomy places the organism in Eukaryota, Bacillariophyta, Bacillariophyceae, Bacillariales, Bacillariaceae.
AUGGCUGACGUAGAUGAUCUUCUCGCUGAGGAAGCCGCUGAACUAGAUGGAUACUUUUCCGAUGCUCCUUUGGAUCCUCAACCCAAUUACCCACCUCUAAAGACGUCCUUUGAUACGUCCAUCAUUAUUACCAAUCUUCCCAGGGUUCCCCAAGCCAAAUUGGACAAGCUGACAAAGGUUGUCAUCAAACUGGUAUCGAGAAUUGGAGCGUUGGCCACCACAGACGAUUUUAUUGGAGUCAGCAUGCCUUUUGAUGAAUCCAAGGGCACUACUUUGGGAUUUUGUUUUGUGGACUAUGAGGCUCCUGAAGAUGCCAAGAACGCUUUGGGUGUCCUCGAUGGAUACAAAUUUGACAAGAACCACACCAUUUCUGUGUCUCCCUACGCUAUUGCAGAAAAGCUGAAAGACUUGCAAGAGACUGAGGAGUUUGUGGAACCGGAACCAGCUCCGUUUGUGGAAAACCCCAAUGCCACGUCGUGGUUGGAAGAUGCCAGUCAAAGAGAUCAAUUUGUCAUUCGGCAAGCAGACGAGACUGUUGUUUCGUGGUUUGAUGCCAAAAAUGAACCGAUUAUUGAUUACGAUGGAUCUCGCGAAAAGGAAGCUGGAGUUGCCUGGUGUGCAUACUAUUGCCAUUGGUCUCCCAAGGGAUCGUACUUGGCUACUUUGGUUCCCCAACGUGGUGUCAUUUUGUGGAGCGGAUCUUCCUACGAAAAGACUGGACGAUUUGUGGCUCCAGAUGUGAAGACUAUCCUAUUCAGUCCUCAAGAAGACUAUCUGCUCACCAAUAACAUGAGACAGGACGAUCAACAAGCCAUCAAGGUCUAUCACAUUCAAUCCGGAAAGCUACUGCGCGCCUUUCCCUUGUACCCUGCCGACUUUCCAGAAGUUGAAGACAUUCCACCGCCAGCAUUCCUAUGGUCUCACGAUGGCAAAUACCUUGCACGCAUGGGCACGAAUUUGAUUUCCAUCUACGCCACACCUUCCAUGAAAUUGCUCGACAAAAAGUCUCUCCUUUCCGAAGGCAUCCACGAAUUUCAAUGGUCGCCCAAGGCCAACGUCAUUGCUUGCUGGGCUCCCGAACAAGCCAACUCUCCAGCACACGUGGACCUCAUCGAAAUUCCUUCCCGGAAAAAGCUUCGACAAAAGAAUCUUUUCAAUGUUACCAAAUGUAACAUGGUCUGGCAAGAAGGCGGAGAAUACUUGGCUGUCAAGGUUACAAGACACACCAAAUCCAAAAAGACCUUUUACAAUAAUAUUGAACUCUUUCGUCUCAAUGAACCCGGCGUUCCCGUGGAAAUGUUGGACGUUAAGGAUGCGGUCAUGGCUCUGGCGUUUGAGCCUCGGGGAUCGCGAUUUGCCAUGAUUCAUGCCGAGAAUCCAUCUGCAGCCAAGGUCUCGGUCAGUUUCUAUGAUAUGAAUAAGAAAACGGAACAAAUUACCGUUUCCAAAAAGGGAGCCAAGAAGGGACAAAAGCAGAGUCAGAUUGUCACGGUCAAGGAAUUGAACAAGAUUCGUACUCUGGAAGGAAAGCAAUGUAACUUUAUCUUUUGGAGUCCAGCUGGAGGAACCAUCUUGUUGGCCUCUUUGGGAGACUCUGCUUCAGGAACCCUGGAGUUUUACGAUGUCGAUAACAAGAGCUUGGUCAUCAAGGAGCAUUACCGUGCCAACCAAGUCUUGUGGGAUCCCGAUGGUCGAUCUGUUGCCACUUGCGUCUCCCAACCAGUCGGUGGAGGUCACUUUAAGUUUGCCAUGGACAAUGGAUACAUUCUAUGGAGUUUCCAAGGAAAACAAUUGCACCAAGAGUCCUUUGAAACCUUUUAUCAAUUCUUGUGGCGUCCCCGCGAACGUUUGUUGUCCAAAAAGGAAACCAACAAUGUCCGACGAAACCUCAAGAAAUACGAAAAGCAAUUCGAAAAGGCCGACAAGGAACGUCAACGUGCCUUGUAUUUGGAAGAAACCAAAGGCAAACGGUUCGAACGCAAAAAGUACCGCGAUUUGCUAUCGGACUUGCGAGCAUUGCGAAAGACUCAACGGACCAGACGCACCGAACUCCAAGAUGGAUACGAUUCUACCGACGAUUCCAAUUACGUGCUCAACGAAGUUACUGUGGAAACCAUCUUGUCUACUGAGGAACAAGUGGUGGUCAUGUAA